This is a messenger RNA of Macaca mulatta (Rhesus monkey), 1634 nucleotides long. RefSeq names its product chromosome 14 C11orf68 homolog (gene C14H11orf68). Lineage: Eukaryota; Metazoa; Chordata; Mammalia; Primates; Cercopithecidae. The record is from RefSeq and is a predicted model, not a curated record.
CCCGCCCCACAGCGCGGCCGCUGCGGCCGCUGAGGCUGGCGGCUCCGCCCCGUGGCUGCGCUUGUCUAUAAAGUUGUUGUUGAGGUGGCACGGCGCUAAGAUGGCGGCGGCGGCGGCGGCGGCCGUGGCGGGGGUGGGGCGCGGCGGCGGUGGCACGGAGCCCCGGCAGGAGCGGAACCGGGCCCGGGGCUGGGCCGGCGUCGAACGCAGCGAAGGCCGGAGCAGGAUGGAACCAGGUGAGGAGCUGGAAGAGGAGGACUCUCCAGGUGGCCGUGAGGAUGGCUUCACUGCUGAGCACCUGGCUGCAGAGGCUAUGGCAGCUGAUAUGGACCCCUGGCUAGUGUUUGAUGCCCACACGACACCUGCCACUGAGCUGGAUGCCUGGCUGGCCAAGUACCCACCAUCCCAAGUUACCCGCUAUGGGGACCCCGGUUCACCCAACUCAGAGCCUGUGGGCUGGAUUGCAGUGUAUGGGCAGGGCUACAGCCCCAACUCCGGGGAUGUGCAGGGCCUGCAGGCAGCCUGGGAAGCUCUGCAGACCAGUGGGCGGCCCAUCACACCGGGCACCCUGCGCCAGCUCGCCAUCACCCACCACGUGCUCUCAGGCAAGUGGCUUAUGCAUCUGGCACCAGGCUUUAAGCUGGACCAUGCCUGGGCUGGCAUUGCCCGGGCUGUGGUUGAAGGCCGGCUUCAGGUGGCCAAGGUGAGCCCACGGGCCAAGGAGGGUGGGCGCCAGGUCAUCUGUGUUUACACGGACGACUUCACGGACCGCUUGGGUGUACUGGAGGCGGAUUCAGCCAUCCGUGCAGCAGGUAUUAAGUGCCUGCUCACCUACAAGCCUGAUGUCUACACCUACCUGGGCAUCUACCGGGCCAACCGCUGGCACCUCUGCCCCACUCUCUAUGAGAGUCGUUUCCAGCUUGGGGGCAGUGCCCGUGGCUCCCGAGUGCUUGACCGUGCCAACAACGUGGAACUGACCUAGAGGGGCCAAACUGGGGAGACUGCCCUCUCCCCACUCCAUGCUGGGGAUGGAUCCUCCUGUCUUCCUCCUUGUCCCAUGAAGGACAAGCCCCCCAACUCUGGGGACUACUAGGUCACUUGGGAACUACCUGCAUCUUCAGUCCCCUUGAACUUCUGCCCUCUGUUCAGGGCUGAUGCAAGCCCCACAGGCUGGGGGAAUCCGGUUGUCUGAGGGAUGAGCCUUCAGCCUCCCUUUGUAAUGCUGCUCCUCUCCACUGCCCAGGACCGUGGGUUGGGUGCAGACACCUAAGAGGAGAGACUUCCUUGGGACGCUCAUCCCCUGCUAUACCUCCCCUUCCUCCUGCAUCUCCCCUUCUUUCCUUCCCCCUCACAAGGGAGAAAACUUAGUACUUCCAGCCCCUCUCCUUGGAGCCUUCAUGGUCUAGGGGUAGGAGCCCCACUGGCCUGAGCAUGCCAUUUUGGGGGGAGGGUGGUUGUGCCUACUUGUCCUUUGGCAGAGGGGAUGCCAGGACCAUGGACAUGAGGCCUGCGCAUCCCUGCCAGCUCACACAGCCUGUCCCACCAUCCCCCCUUCCUUGGCUACUUUGACAUGUGCCUGCUCCUGGCAUUUCAAUAAAACCCGGCUUGGGUCUGUGUCUUGAGUGGUUUUAAAA